AAGUGAAAGGAAUGCGCAUCGAUUAUUUGUGUGUUUUUCUCUUUCAGGGAUUGUGUGCAGAAAAUUUCACCUGAAUUCCGCGUAUUCGCUACCUGUGCAAGUGAUCAGUAAGGAGCGACAGGUAGCCCCGCCCCCAACUCAUCGGACUGGAAAAAGUUUAUUCACAAGAAAUGACUGAUAUAGUAUUUGUAAAGACCGAUUUACGAGUCUUGGAACAAUAUCAAAUCGCGCAAGUGUAUAGGUAACUUAAUUGUAAAAACGUUUUGAUCGAAGCGCCAGUUUACUAUUCGACGAACACAGAGCAGGUGUGAAGCAAAACACGUGCGGAUUUAAGUGACUUAAUUUCUCGUGCAACUUUAAAAAUUUCUUUCUCCAUGCAAAAAUAUAUCUGAAAUAGCUUAAAAUAUUGGAUUCCAUAAGAGAUUUUGUGAUUAACUGUUUUCUAUCAAAUUAUCAAUCAUGUCUCGAUUCUUUGGAGGAAAGGGAAAGGAAAAGGACAAGAGCCAGAAGUUUUAUGUGGAGUUCUUGGGAUGGAUUGAGAGCAGGGGACUGAUGGGGGAGAAAUAUACACGGCCGGUAGUGGACGAUCUCCGAAGGAAACACCAGAAGUGGAGGAACGCUCCAAAGCUCACCGUGCAGGUCAGUAAAAGCGAACUCAAAGUUUCCCAGGAUGUUCCUGAUAAGAACAAAAAGAAACCCAAAACAACUAAAUUCCCCGUCAUUCCCGUUGAAGAUGUGACAUACGUCUCACAAGCCAGACACCCGGUCACAGGCCAACCAGACGAUACUGUCGCCUGCAUCUAUCUUGGCUAUAUUCCAAGAACUAAACGCAGCGUUCACGUGCACGUCUACAGAUUUGAUUCAGCACAAACGGCUUCCAAGUAUGUCCGGAUACUGCAAGGUGUUAUUGGAAUGAGUGAAGACCGCCUAAAGCAGAUAGAAUUUACCUUAAUCGCCCGUGGAGAGCUCGAGGCACCUAUCAAUACUACAUAUGUUUAUCGACCACGACCAAGUCCCAGGGAUGCUGGAAUCGGAUCAUCCGACGGAAUGAGUGAACCAAGAACGGAUUCCGCUCCAGAUUCCGCUGCUGCUAGCACAUGCAGCACAAACUCUUUUCCCUCAGACGAAAUCGAGCCUGAUUUGGUUAGUCUUCAUGAACAGAUGCCAUUUGAAUCUGUUACAGAUGAACUCAAACUAAAACUAAAUGUGUCAAUAAAGGAAGGAAAACCUUUGUUGUUACCUCCAAAAGACUAUGAUACUAUCCGACGAAAACAAGGAAACUUGGAAAAUGUGGAAAACAGGAGAUGCUUAAACGCUAGUAUUGUCGGUAACAUGCCUUGGUCGUCUCCUCGAAGUCGAAAUGUCUCGGACGAGAGUGGAAUUGGACUGGAAUCUCCAUCACCUUCAGAGGAGCAGAAGAAGUUCCCGGACUCUGAUUUUGAUGAGGAUCGAGAAAACUCUCCUCCAUCAAGUGCAAGAAGCUUCAGAGAGGAAUUCGUUUAUCCUCCGCAAUCAGCCAGGAGCCCAAAAAUUACGACUGAUCGGCAAGCGUUACUUCGUCAGCCAUCUUUCUCUUCCGCCUACAGCAGCCAGAGUUAUAGAAGCGGAUCUUCCUCCUCCUCUUUUAUUGAAAAAGACAAUAGCACAGUGUACACAGGCAAACGGGCGGAAUUCGAUAUUCCGCCAGCGGACUAUGAUGCAGAUGACGUUGCAGUUAUGAGAGAAAAGAUGACGCGGAGAGCCCCGGAUAUGACAUCAAGCAUGCCGGUAAGCAUGUUCCCAAGAGACAUGCCGGAAUAUGCCAUCAUUGACAAGAAAAGAACAACUUCUACGAACACACCGCCGCAGUUUUCUGAAAUCUACUCACCUCGCGGAGUUGAACAUCGGGUUCGGCGGGUGAAUUCAAUGUAUAAGUGACAAAAUUAUACUUUGACUUAUAUUCUCAUCAUAAUUGCUGGGAUUUAUCAGCUUUGACAAACUCUCUCAUGAGUUCAAACAGGAUGGCGUGAUAUCCGUGUCUGACCAUGGACCGUGUCGUAGCCGGAGCCCAGACUCACUAAGCUGAGUCAGUAAGAUGAGUCUACGAUGAGUUUGUGAGGACGUUUUGUAAUGUGGCAGGUUUGAUGAGAUUGUUUGAUGUCUUGAUGACUUGUUAGUUGUUACAAAGUGUAAUUGUUCAAUUUCCUAAGGCCAGUUUGUCACAUAGCACAUCUUUGCUAUCAACUCUGUGAAAUCGAUAAGACACCCAAAUUAUAAAGUAAGAUUAUAUAAAUUGAUUUGUUUUUUCCUUAUCCUUUUUCAAUAUUGUGCUACGAAAUGGCCCAGAGGACAUUUUGAAAAUACUUUUUUAAGCUGUUGAAUGACGCGAUGUUACGUGUCAGAAAGGUGCAAUGUUUGUAAAUAAUUUGUUUAUCUGAUUCUGUUAUACUAUGUACAUGUAUGUAAGCAACGGUUUUCACUGCAUAUGAAUACUCUUAACUUCUUUGGUCCUUUUUUAAAAGGUACUCUUUUUCUAAUCUGUUAUUAUACUGUGGCAUUCGGAUCUCUAAGUAAUCCUCUUAAUUAGGCGAUUUUGUGGCUCAACCAAAUUCCGUAACUAAUCUUUGUUAUCAACACUCCAACUGUAAUACCACUGACAAAUGUUCCAUUGAAGAAAAACUAAACUGGGCCUAGUUCUUAGUAUUCUGUACCCCGUCCUUUUUACCUACCGAUCCUUGCACUUGUCUGUCAUUUAAACAAAUAAGAACAAAUAUUAUAGAAUACAAAAGUAAUAAUUGACAUAUUUCAGUUUUAUUCUUUAACUUGGCAAAGAGUUUGGGGAGAUAAUUAAAGUCGUAUCGUUAUAACCUGAAAACAAUAGACAGGUGUUUGUGAUAGGUAAUCGACACGAUAGCCAGCCAUCCGUGACUGGUCAGGUAGUCGUGCUUAAAGAACUCUCAAAAGUGUUUAAAGCUCAUGUUCUAGAUUUAAAAAGAUUGCAUUUUUCUAUCUGUUUAGAAUUAUGAAAUAUAUCUGUUUGGUCUAUAUCCACUGGAAUGCUUUAGGAGUAAAGGAAACAUUGUCCUAAGCUGGAAACUCUCCAGGCCAUUCCCAUGGAAGCCUUCGAUCGAGGAUUACACUUACAACCAAACGUAACCACGGCUUUACAAUUCCAGCCUAGAAUAGAAUAUUAGUUUCAGAAAUUUUUGAUGCGAUAUUUUUACCAUAUGAUAUUAAGAACUGUUUUUUUUUGUUAUACUUCUCUGUUAAUUCUUAUUCUAAAAUUAUGGUAAUUUUGUGAUUGACGUACGGAUUGAUUUGCUUCUGCCCUUUGAAAAUAAUCUCGAGGACCUUGGUUUUUAAUUAAGAUUAUUUCAUUUCUUUCCCAGCAGAUCGUUCUUGUACACAAAUAAACGACACAGGUGUAAUUUAUGACCUUUGAUUGGUUUUGUUUAUCGUUGUGAUAAGUGGCCCGCUAUUUUCUGCUGGUUCUUGACUGUCAGAUUUUGCGCUCGGUCUGGCGCC
Messenger RNA from Saccostrea cuccullata (small rock oyster), 3504 nucleotides. RefSeq lists its product as uncharacterized. The transcript has a single exon. Lineage: Eukaryota; Metazoa; Mollusca; Bivalvia; Ostreida; Ostreidae. The coding region runs from base 460 to 1917 and encodes 485 amino acids. The record is from RefSeq and is a predicted model, not a curated record.